ACCCGGGGACGCGCCCGGCCGCCGCAACGGGGAUGCGUUUCCGAUGUUAAUAGGCCUUGGCGUGCAGCUGCGUAAUUCCUAUCUGGUGAAUCUGAAGAUACAUUCGACGUGAAGCUUUGAAAUCGCGACCAUGGUCUUUCGACUCCCAGCACCAUGACUGUGUCUGUACCGAACUGUCGUCGUUAGUCGAAAUUGCGCUGAAGAAGGCCUAAUGAAAUGGGUUGGUUGUGGGGCGGGAACAAGACUCAAAAUGAUCCGGCAAAGGCUCUGGACAGCGAUUUGAAGCAGUUUCUGGACGAACAGCAGCCGAGACCAUACGUGCCAGCAGAGGUCCCUAAAGCCCCCGAAGCGCCGACUUCCAAGCCGGUCGAGCAACCUGUACCAGCUACCGAAAAGCCUGCCGAAGCCAGACCUCUGCCGAGAGAAUCGCUUUUUCAAGAUGGACGGUACAAGGACAUCUGGAAGACUUAUGUUCCGCAGAAUGACAUCGCAGUAGCCACGAGCACGCCUGUUGAGAGAGUGCUGGCGGCCAGGAAGGAUAGAAGACAGACUAUUCACAAAGCUGCAUUGGAAAAUUGCGCCUUUGAGGAAGAAUUACAGCAGGAAUGCUUCAAGUCAGACGAUUUGACUAAAAGACUAAAGGGACGGAUGACAAUGUGUCAUGAAGAGACCAAGGCUUUCAACCGCUGUUACACACUGCAGGCCAAAUUUUUGCAAGCGUUGGGAUAUAUGACGAGCUCGACAACAACUGACGAAGACGAAGAGAAGAUCCAGAUGCACGCGGACAAGCUGUACCACCGGAUGAUGGAUUAUGAGGCUGAAGUGGACGAAGCGAGAAGGAGCAACCGACCGAUUCCGCCUCUUUCGUCUCUCUUCAACCCCAGAAGAGCGGCUCCAACAAUCGAGCAGAUGGCCCUUCCUAAAAAUAUGGAAGAGAAACUGAAGAAGCCCUUGAACGAUUAUCCUCCUCACGAACGUGAACUGGUUGCAAGAGCAGCUUUGCAAGAAGCCAAAUUGACAGAUCUCUAUGCUGAGGAUCUGUUCACUUAUACCGUUACCAUGAACGAAGAUCGAAAGGCUCGACAAGCAUGGUUAACCAGAACAUUUGGUGAGGCGAUUGGGAAGUUCCUGAUUCCAGACCCUCCAAAGGAUCCUUCGAUCAAGUCUUAUAGUAUCGACCAGCUGGAGAGGGAUAUAUGGCAGGAAGACAAGCCUACCAGGGCACAAAGUGGACAACCCGCGGAGUCGUCGGCGCGAAAAGGAAAAUGAGCGCUCGAUAUUGGCCAUCACGGGCGGGCUAUAUGAUUCCCUUCGCAUCCAAGAAGGCCGCCGAGUCAGCAUAUGCCGCGAGAACGUCCUGGGACCUCAAAGCAGGCAUGCAGGACAUCCAAUGAGACGAGAGCGACAUGCAUGCGACCUGUGCAUUGCGCAGCCGCUUGGUCUUGCUCGUGCCCUCUGCAGAAGCCGUAUCUUCUGCGAUCUAUGGGCGACCAUCAUCAUGAGUCAUCUAAAUGAUGGUCUGGAGUUACCCUUUAGCGCUCGUGUCCGGAUAUGG
Messenger RNA from Exophiala viscosa, 1555 nucleotides. RefSeq lists its product as uncharacterized. The transcript has a single exon. The record is from RefSeq and is a predicted model, not a curated record. Bases 217 to 1269 code for a protein of 350 amino acids. Lineage: Eukaryota; Fungi; Ascomycota; Eurotiomycetes; Chaetothyriales; Herpotrichiellaceae.